GCAGGCUUGCUGUGAUGGGUAAAUAAGUCGUCUGUGUUAAGCAGUGGAUCCAGGGGUAACUGGAGGUGUUUAUCCCUGCCCUCCCUCCAGGAAGAACUGCCUGCCACACACAAAUGCACCUCUUCUUCGUCCCAGCUUCCAGUACUUUCUCCCCUCAACCCGGAGUUCCUGAUCAGAAUGGCUCCAGGCUGUGACAUCACAGAGCCCCCACCCCUGUCACAGGAGGAGAGGAGUCAUGAGGCUGUGGCUAUGGGCUUGGGUGUGGGUGUGGCUGCUGGGGCUGGGGGCCAUAGAAACAGCACCCAGCCCACAGAGGGCCAACACCUUGACCCGGGGAGCAGAGUCUGUGCUCUUCCUGGACAGACCUGACUUCUUUGAUUACCCGGACUCAGACCAAGCCAGGCUCCUGGCCGUGGCCCGGUUUAUUGGAGAGAAACCCGUCAUCUUUGUUAACUCAGGAUACAACUCUGAGUUCUUCUAUCACAUCCUAGUGGGUGCUCUGGUAGUGGCCUUCCUCUUCCUCCUUUUCCAGUUCUGCACACACAUGUAAGCACCCCCCCCCCAGCCCCUACCGGCCUCCCGCCCCACCCCAGCUUUCCUUGGGAGAGGCUGAAGGACCCCAAAGCCUAGGGAGGCAGGGCGUGGCCUCCCACUUCUGACCUCAUACCCCAUAGGAGCUGCCAAAAAGGGGCCUAAGGAGCCGGACAAGGGCCUUGCACUCUGCCCUGAGUGCCCAAACCUGCCCUCCUUUCCCGCUGAUGAAUAAAAGUCUGCUUUUUUCUUCCCUGACUGCUCGGUAGCCAUCCAGGGGGUCCUGCCCCGUCCUGUGGUCAUCUGUGCUUUCUGUCCCCAGACCCCCCCCCACCCUUCCCAGCACCAAAGAACUGGGUGAAGAGGGCCUUGGUGGCGUUCACGCAGAUCGUCUUUAUUAGCGGUCUGUAAAGCACCUCCCAGGGUCCCCUGACCCCAGACUGGAGGAAGCCUUGAGAGGUCUGUAGCACCAGGGACAUGCCAGGGCCCGAGGGCAAGAUGUGCAGCCUAAUGGGGAAGGGACUGGGUGCCCCUCGCCCGCCCCCGGGGUUGCUCAGCACUGGGAAGGUUGGGGGGUAGCAGCCACCUCCCUCCCCCCAUCCCUACAAACUAGUAUGAAUUUGGGCAAAUAAAUAAAAUAAAUAAGAUUCCUUAGGCUGGCCUUCCCUAGGGAGGAGCAGUGGAGGCAGCUAGCCCCAAGCGAGGCCUGGGGUGGGGGUGGGGGGGAUAGUUAGGGUGUCCCCUCCCUCCCAGAUGGUGGGGAACCGAGAGGAGUCUGCAGCAGGGGGGCUGGGAUGGCCUUGACAGCAGGGCCUCCCCCACAUUCUCCGAGUCCUGGUCCCCUUGAGUCAGUCUCCCCACGGCCCUCUAGCCCUCAGUGGAUAGGAAGUGAUGCCCCCUUCCUCUGGUCCUUUGCUCCCCCCAGAGCCCCAGGGUUGGUGACGGGAGAAGGGGGGCCGCGCAGGAAGGGGCUUGCUACCCUCAGCUCAGGCACUGCUGGGAGAAGAGGUUCCCCCUCCCUGCCUUCCUUUUCACCUGGUCCCUGACCCUCUGCCCCUGAGGGCAGAUGUCCCGCCCCUCGGCCCCUUCAGAGUCCAUCUGUCAGUCCCCGGGCUGUCAGGGCAAGAGGCCCCUGGCUCCCACCCCCUGCCCAGCGGCCCCAG
This is a messenger RNA of Lynx canadensis (Canada lynx), 1694 nucleotides long. It is a transcript of the gene FIMP1, whose product is annotated as chromosome E3 C16orf92 homolog. The transcript has 3 exons. NCBI's taxonomy places the organism in Eukaryota, Metazoa, Chordata, Mammalia, Carnivora, Felidae. Gene Ontology annotation, biological process: fusion of sperm to egg plasma membrane involved in single fertilization. The record is from RefSeq and is a predicted model, not a curated record. Bases 236 to 550 code for a protein of 104 amino acids.